AUGGAUUUAAAACGUAAUUCUUUGAUUGCUCUGUAUUUGGAAGGAAAAUCGAAUAUCGAAAUUCGUCGUGCGCUGCCAAAUCUUAAACUAAAUGAGAAAUUUGUACAUCGCACUAUCAAACGAUAUUCUGAGACUGAUAGCAUUAAGAAACGCUAUGAUGGAGGACGGUGUUGUACUGCAACGGCACCAGCAGUCGUCGAAAAGGAACUCACAGCUUUGCAACGCAGUAAACGGUUAGAGCGAUCAAAAGAGCUGAUUCGCUUGCUCGACUCUGGCGAGCUUCCCAAUUUGGUGUUUUCGGAUGAGAAAACUUUCUGCGUUGAGCAGUUUCUUAACAAACAAAAUGACCGUGUAUGGUUGAAGAGACGGGUCAGCGACCAUGCGGACGAACUGCAAGUCACUCGACGUCAAGGAGCCGAUUAA
Messenger RNA from Parnassius apollo (apollo), 423 nucleotides. NCBI's taxonomy places the organism in Eukaryota, Metazoa, Arthropoda, Insecta, Lepidoptera, Papilionidae. The record is from the annotation of a GenBank genome assembly.